Messenger RNA from Pteropus alecto (black flying fox), 2388 nucleotides. RefSeq names its product NADPH dependent diflavin oxidoreductase 1 (gene NDOR1). The transcript is spliced from 15 exons. The record is from RefSeq and is a predicted model, not a curated record. Bases 1 to 1809 code for a protein of 602 amino acids. NCBI's taxonomy places the organism in Eukaryota, Metazoa, Chordata, Mammalia, Chiroptera, Pteropodidae. Gene Ontology annotation, cellular component: cytosol. Gene Ontology annotation, molecular function: FMN binding; flavin adenine dinucleotide binding; NADPH-hemoprotein reductase activity.
AUGCCCCGCCGGGCGCGGCCCGAGGGCGUCACUUCCGGCCGGAGCCGGAAGUCGGAAGUCAGCGCUGGGCCCGGCCUCCGGAGUUUGGGCCGCGAGGCCCGGCGCCGGCGCCUCGGCUGCCGCGUGCAGGCCCUGGAUUCCUACCCCGUGGUGAAUCUGAUUAAUGAGCCCCUGGUGAUAUUUGUUUGUGCAACCACAGGCCAAGGAGACCCCCCUGACAACAUGAAGAACUUCUGGAGGUUCAUAUUCCGGAAGAACCUGCCGUCGACCUCUCUCUGUCAGAUGGACUUCGCCGUCCUGGGCCUGGGGGACUCCUCUUAUGCCAAGUUCAACUUUGUGGCCAAGAAGCUGUACCGACGGCUGCUGCAGCUCGGGGGCACCGCCCUGCUGCCCGUGUGCCUGGGCGACGACCAGCAUGAGCUGGGGCCUGAUGCCGCCAUUGACCCCUGGCUGCACACCCUGUGGGAGAAGGUGCUGGGACUGCACCCCAUGCCCAUCGGCCUCGACGUGAUCCCCCCCGGAGUCCCUUUGCCUUCCAAGUUCGCCCUGCAGUUCUUCCAGGAGGCCCCCGAGAUGUGCUCCGGGGAGCAGCGUGGGGCCAGGACAGAGCCUCAGAGCCCCCCUUCAGAGCUGCAGCCCUUCCUGGCACGCAUGGUCACCAACCGGAGGGUCACCGGGCCCUCACACUUCCAGGACGUCCGUCUGAUCGAGUUCGACAUCACAGGCUCUGGGAUCAACUUUGCGGCUGGCGAUGUGGUGCUAAUCCUGCCCCAGAAUGCAGCCAGCCACGUCCAGCAGUUCUGCCAGGCGCUGGGCCUUGACCCGGACCAGUGCUUCAUGCUGCAGCCUCGAGAGCCAGAUGUGUCCUGCCCCGAGCGGCUACCCCAGCCCUGCUCUGUGCGGCACCUCGUGUCCCAGUACCUGGACAUCGCCAGUGUGCCUCGACGCUCCUUCUUCGAGCUCCUGGCCUGUCUGUCCCCUCACGAGCUGGAGCGGGACAAGCUGCUGGAGCUGAGCUCCCCCGCGGGCCAGGAGGAGCUGAGCCAGUACUGCAGCCGGCCGCGCAGGACUGCCCUGGAGGUGCUGUGUGACUUCCCGCACACGGCGGCAGCCAUCCCCCCAGACUACCUGCUGGACCUCAUCCCCCCGAUCCGACCCCGGGCCUUUUCCAUCGCCUCCUCCCUGCUGGCUCGCCCCUCGAGGCUGCAGAUCCUCAUGGCUGUGGUACAGUACCAGACGCGCCUCAAGGAGCCACGCCGCGGCCUCUGCUCCUCCUGGCUGGCGUCCCUGGACCCUGAGCAAGGACCCGUCCAGGUGCCCUUGUGGGUGCGGCCUGGUGGCCUGACCUUCCCACAGGCACCAGACACACCUGUAAUAAUGGUGGGACCUGGCACUGGCGUGGCCCCCUUCCGAGCAGCUGUGCAGGAGCGAGUGGCCCAGGGUCGGACUGAGAACUUUCUGUUCUUCGGCUGCCGCCAGCGAGACCAGGACUUCUACUGGGAGGCCGAGUGGAAGGAGCUGGAGGAGAGGGGCUGCCUGAGUCUCGUCACAGCCUUCUCCCGCGAUCAGGAGCGGAAGGUGUACGUGCAGCACCGGCUCCGGGAGCUCGGGCCUCUGGUGUGGGAGCUACUGGACCACCGGGGCGCCUACUUCUACCUGGCAGGCAAUGCCAAGUACAUGCCGGCAGAUGUGUCAGAGGCCCUGACAUCCAUCUUCCGGGAGGAGGGCGGGCUCUCCGGCCCUGAGGCGGCCGCCUACCUCGCCAGGCUCCAGCGCACGCUGCGCUAUCAGACCGAGACGUGGGCCUGAAGAGCUGUCCUGCUGGCUGCGGCCACUCUGGCUGCUACCCUGUGGCCGGGGGCUGUCGCCAUUCCUGCCCUGUCUGACCCAGGUGGGAGGAUGGCCAACUCCCCUGCACAGCCACACUCCAGUCGACCCAGGGCCCCAUGCCCAGCCCCCAUCACACACCUGCCCAGAUUCCAGCUACCUGUUCCCUACUGGCCCAGACCUGGGUCCUAGACAGGGCGGCGCCCCGGGCUGCACAGUGACAGCGACCCAGGAAGGCCCCGGCAGCCUGCUGGACACCCAGGCUUUCCCAGACACUGGCUUCUAGGUGGCACAGGAGUCCAAGGUGCAGGGUCAGGAGUGAAGGCAGCAGAAGUCUGGAGGGCCAAGUGUCCCCUCCUCUGCCCUGGGCGACACAUCUGCCACGUCUCGGUGCCACGUCAGCCAUCAAGUGCCUGGUGCCAUCUGGGGCCCCACAGGGCUCAGGCUUUAAGGCCGUGAGGCCCUAAGCGACUGGCGGCAGCCCCCAGCCAGCACACGCUGCUCCCGCCCAGUUCCCGAAAGCCUCAGCAAUAAAUGAUGGCUCAGGGUGGCUGCUUCUGA